UCUCGGAGCUUCUCACGAGUGCAGCGGCUGCCUCACUAUCGCAACCGAAGUGGAGGGCCGCAGAGAACAGGAUUAGAGAGAGAGACGAGGAAGGAGGGAUGGAAGGAAGGAGAGUCACAGCACUUUAAUUUCCCAGCAUGACAAGUUUUUGCUUUUCCUCCUUGGGAUCUUUUCCAGGAAGAGGGAGAACAUCUCAACAUAGCCUAGAGACAAGCAAAAUGACAGCUCACUGAGACCUGGCCAUGCACAACCAGAGAGUUGUUCUGACUUUUACAGUUGCCCUGGACUUUUGUACAGAGGGCUGAUGGAAACUCAUCACUCCACACUGCUGGGGAGUCUGAGUUUUAAAGUCAGCCCAGCCACAGGAGCCUUGAUUCUUUCAGAUGAGAAAAGUCAUUCCAUGUUGUCCACAAGUGUGAUGAAAACAGAAGCCCCUCUAGUCAAAGACUGAACUUGUCUAUCAGGAAUAUACUAUCUACAGGACUUGUCAUGUCUCCCUUUCUUCGUAUUGGUUUAUCCAACUAUGACAGUGGCCCUUACCUGCCGUCCCAGGGAGAGGUGAUUAACCCUUACUGUGCUGUGAUGGUUAAAGAAGCAGUGGAAUCAGAAAAUGGCCAAGUGUACGUGCAGAAGAAGCCCACCAUGUACCCACCCUGGAACAGCACUUUUGAUGCCCACAUCAACAACGGCAGGGUCAUGCACAUUGUCGUCAAGGACAAAAGUGCUGAAAUGGUUUCAGAGACGACGGUGGAACUCAAGGUGCUGGCGGAGAGGUGCAAAAAGAGCAACGGGAAGACGGAAAUAUGGCUAGAAUUGAAACCUCAAGGGAGAAUGCUGAUGAAUGCAAGAUACUUCCUGGAAAUAAGUGAUGCUAAGGACAUCGCUGACUGUGAGACCGAAGGCUUUUUCUCCUUGCACCAGCGGAGGGGAGCCAUCAAACAGGCCAAAAUCCAUAAUGUCAAGUGUCAUGAGUUCACAGCCACCUUCUUUCCGCAACCCACCUUCUGCUCUGUCUGUCAUGAGUUUGUGUGGGGUCUGAAUAAACAAGGCUAUCAAUGCAGGCAAUGUAAUGCUGCCAUUCAUAAGAAGUGCAUUGAUAAAGUAAUAGCCAAGUGUACAGGAUCGGCAAUCAAUAGCAGAGAAACAAUGUUCCACAAGGAGCGGUUCAAAAUCGACAUGCCUCACCGCUUCAAAGUCUACAACUACAAGAGCCCUACUUUCUGUGAGCACUGUGGCACACUCCUCUGGGGCCUCGCACGGCAGGGGUUAAAGUGUGAUGCAUGUGGCAUGAAUGUCCAUCACAAGUGCCAAACAAAAGUAGCAAACCUAUGUGGAGUUAACCAGAAACUAAUGGCUGAAGCCCUGGCAAUGAUUGGGAGUACCCAACAGGCUCGCUGUCAGCGUGACACUGAACAGAUCUCCAGGGACGGACCUCUUGAAAUUGGCUUCCCAGUUCUUGUGAAGGAGGUAACACAGCUUCAGGCAGUGCCAACGUCUACAACGGGAAAAAAAGAGCCGCAGGGCAUCUCCUGGGAGACUCCAGUGGAGGGCACAACGAAGGGAGAGUCUCUAAUAGAGCCAGACUCAGGAGGAGAACGGCUCCAGGAGCAGCAAGUGCAGCUGAAGUUAACCAUUGAAGAUUUUGUCCUGCACAAGAUGCUGGGGAAGGGCAGUUUUGGCAAGGUGUUCCUCGCUGAGCUGAAGAACACAGACCAGUAUUUCGCCGUGAAGGCCCUGAAGAAGGAUGUGGUGCUGAUGGAUGAUGAUGUUGAAUGUACGAUGGUGGAGAAGAGAGUCCUCUCCUUAGCUUGGGAGCACCCGUUCCUGACUCACAUCUUCUGUACGUUCCAGACCAAGGAAAACCUCUUUUUUGUGAUGGAAUACCUCAAUGGAGGAGACCUCAUGUUCCAUAUCCAGAGUUGUCAUAAGUUUGACCUUCCCAGAGCAACGUUUUAUGCUGCUGAAAUCAUAUGCGGACUGCAGUUCCUCCAUUCCAAAGGGAUAAUAUACAGAGACUUGAAGCUAGACAAUGUCCUCUUGGACAACGAGGGGCACAUCAAAAUUGCCGACUUUGGGAUGUGUAAGGAGAACAUGUUUGGAGAUGCAAAGACGAGCACUUUCUGUGGGACUCCCGACUAUAUUGCUCCUGAGAUUUUGCUGGGGCAGAAGUACAACUCCUCCGUUGACUGGUGGUCCUUUGGUGUCCUCCUAUAUGAGAUGCUUAUUGGCCAAUCUCCUUUCCACGGCCAAGAUGAAGAGGAGCUUUUCCAGUCUAUCCGCAUGGAUAACCCAUUCUACCCUCGCUGGCUUGACAAGGAUGCAAAGGACAUUCUGGUGAAGCUUUUUGUGAGAGAACCUGAGAGGAGACUUGGAGCAAGAGGGAACAUCCGCCAACAUGCCUUUUUCCGAGAAAUAAACUGGGAGGCUUUAGAAGAAAGAAAGAUGGAGCCUCCUUUCAAACCCAGAGUGAAAUCUCCGAGUGACUGUAGCAAUUUCGACAAGGAAUUUCUAAACGAAAAGCCAAGACUGUCCUGUGCUGACAGAGCACUGAUUAACAGCAUGGACCAAAAUAUGUUCAGCAACUUUUCUUUUGUGAACCCUAAAAUGGAGAAGAUAUUUUCCUGAGGUCUGCCUUACCCAGGGCUUUCCUUACUAAAGGAAUUCUCUGUAAUGGCUUGAGUAACACUGCCCAACUGAAGACUGCACGUGGUGGAUUUUACCAAGGACCCACCAGAAAAACACGUCAGCGAAAGCUUGUACCAUGCCUGGAGUCUUUCAGCUUGUUCCAGUCUGUAGCAGAUGCCAGCCACUGUUCACUAAUGACGAAGCCUCUUCACAUAUUUUUUGGUCUCUCUUCUCUCUUUUCUGAAUGUUCUUAUAGUUGAGAACAUUUGAAAAGAAGGAGUUGGCAAAACCUGUUCCCCUUUACCUGUAUGCACAGCCAGUGGGUUUCCCUGUCAGUAAAACCAAACAUAUUUCAGCUUCCAGUGAUGCUGGUGCCCAGUCCUGCAAUUCCCACCUUGCCCUACCUCUUUGUGAAGGAUGAGUGGCGAGCUCAAGGCCUGAAGGCAUCUGGGUAGAUUUCAGAUUGGCUCGGAAACCUCCAUUUGCACAUGAGCAGAAUGGUGCGUGUGUGAAUAGAAAUUUUGAAGAAGCAAAUUACCUCUCCUUACACUUCAAAAAUUAUCUUCACAGGUGUUAGGAUUCAAUUUUGCUUCCUAGGAUCCCCUUGGACAAAGAGACUUUGUCGGUGCAUGUUCCAGCAGCCAUGUCUCAACCAGAGGCUCUCGAGCUACGGGCUCAACUCCGAAGGAGGAUCAUUGCAAUGGCGAGUGUCGAGAUCUGUGCAGAAACCCAGUGUCUUAUGCUAGCAUUUGAGCAGAAAAGAUGGGAAGUUACAGUCCACAGGAAAGGGUUAAGAACCCCUGUUCUAAAGCUUUAACUGUUGUCCUCACACAUACCAGGUUCAGAGUAAAAUCUGGACUGGGCUUUCUCUAGUUUUAUCCUGAAACUGCAUCAGAAAUGAGGAAGAGGUUUCCUCAAAUCAUUGUUUAAGCAUUGUAAGAUUGGCCUUCCUGUCAUUUCACUGGCCUAUUUUACUUGAAAGGUUGUAAUCAGUCCUUCCAAAGGCUGACAUACUUGUAUUGCUCUAAAUGAUGUACCAACCCUUUGGCAUGCAGUGCAGACACAGGUCAACAAACUGCACCCAGCAGCCACAGGGCAGGACAGCACAUUGGGUGAGGUCGGCCCUCUCCUUCCACCUCGUGAUGUUUUGCUGCCUUUGCAGUCUGCGAAAAUGUAGAUGGGCAAACAAAAAAAAUCUUAGUCAUGAUCCUUUCAUAGUGGUACCCUCUUAAAUAAAGAUGCACUGGAGAUGCACUGUUUUCUGAGGCUAGAGAGACCUAGAGCCACCCAGUUACUGCCUGUCACUGACAGGCCAGUUAAAUGUUGGGUCAAAAUUAAAGCCCAAAUAAAGGAUUGUGUAAUAAUGUAGACUUAGGCAGUCACCUCAGCUGAUGAUUAGGUUCUACCUGAAGUGUGUAAAUUCAGAGCUUUGUUGCAUGAACUCCUCCAGUCUGUGGAGAAGAGAAGCUCUAGAGGAUGAGCCAUCUCGAAAUCAGCCUUUGGAGGUGCCUUUCUGGCUCCAUGGGCUGCACAGGGAGCCUGUUAACUUGAUCCUCCCUGCGGGACAAAUCCAGCCUUGCAGACUGUGCGGCCACGGCCUAGAUGUUGCUGUCAGUGGCUGUCGCCACUGAAUCCUGCAGGGCCAACAGCAGAAUUGCCUAAGUCGAUAAGAAAAGCAGAUUGCCCUUGAAAAGGUUUCUCCAGCAGAGUUAGCCCAGUGACUUUUGUGAAAUCACUCUUUGUGCUGUAUGAAAUACAGGGGGCAUCUGUGCUUACGGUGUGUUCAGCUGGUCAUCAUGUUUAAUUAGAACAGUUAACAUGAAUUUUUAAAAUAUCAGUGCUGUUUGUACAGUUUAAUAAAAUGUUGUGUACAAUUGGAGAAUGGGCAUCAAAGUGAUUAA
Messenger RNA from Dromaius novaehollandiae (emu), 4526 nucleotides. It is a transcript of the gene PRKCQ, whose product is annotated as protein kinase C theta. Gene Ontology annotation, biological process: peptidyl-serine phosphorylation; intracellular signal transduction. The coding region runs from base 490 to 2625 and encodes 711 amino acids. NCBI's taxonomy places the organism in Eukaryota, Metazoa, Chordata, Aves, Casuariiformes, Dromaiidae. Gene Ontology annotation, molecular function: ATP binding; diacylglycerol-dependent serine/threonine kinase activity. The record is from RefSeq and is a predicted model, not a curated record. The transcript has 20 exons.